Molecule: messenger RNA, 528 nt
Organism: Sinocyclocheilus rhinocerous
Lineage: Eukaryota; Metazoa; Chordata; Actinopteri; Cypriniformes; Cyprinidae
Product: cytochrome b-c1 complex subunit 9-like
Exons: 2
Coding region: 72-263 (63 amino acids)
Biological process (GO): mitochondrial electron transport, ubiquinol to cytochrome c
Cellular component (GO): respiratory chain complex III
Source: RefSeq, a predicted model, not a curated record
CUCAUUGGUCGAGGGAUUUGAUAGACAGCUAAUCGCUCCGCCCACUCUUCCGGAACACUCCAUUGACCAUCAUGGCGCUCGCAAGAAGUGUCUACAAUCUGCUCUUCAGAAGAACGUCAACUUUCGCCAUCACCAUCAUGGUGGGAGCUGUUGUCUUCGAGAGGGUGUUUGAUCAGGCUGGAGAAGCGGUAUUUGACAACAUAAAUCGGGGGAAACUCUGGAAACACAUCAAACACGGUUAUGAGCAGAAGGAUGAAGAAUAAUGAUGCAGCUUGUGAAGCGUUCACUCUACCAUCAUCCCGUUUCCUGAUGUGACCCUGUCGGAUGGUCCACUGGCUUUUGCAGCGUCCUCUGGCCGCCGUGUUUCAUCUUCCAGCCAGAUUGUCCUGGGGACAUAGACAGAGACUGAUUACCGAACCCUGAUCAAAUGUCACGUGACCACCUGUUAUUGUGCGAUAUGUCACAUACUUCAUGAUCUGUAAAUGUGUUGCUAACUUAAUUCUGUAUGAAUAAACCCAAUGACUCAGA